Molecule: messenger RNA, 2658 nt
Organism: Monopterus albus (swamp eel)
Lineage: Eukaryota; Metazoa; Chordata; Actinopteri; Synbranchiformes; Synbranchidae
Gene: fosl2
Product: FOS like 2, AP-1 transcription factor subunit
Exons: 5
Coding region: 236-1273 (345 amino acids)
Biological process (GO): regulation of transcription by RNA polymerase II
Cellular component (GO): nucleus
Molecular function (GO): DNA-binding transcription factor activity, RNA polymerase II-specific; RNA polymerase II cis-regulatory region sequence-specific DNA binding
Source: RefSeq, a predicted model, not a curated record
AAAAUAACGCUAACACAAAAGUAAAUAAUUAAUCUAACUUGCAAUAUCUGUAAGAUGUUUUAGUUUAGUUUAGAGGAGCAUAAGUGCACUUUGUCUUUGCCAACUCUUCUCUGGAUAUCCCAAAUUAACAACGUGUCGAGUCAGAGGAAUUUUCUGUUGAUGCCUUUUAUCUGCGAGGAUUAAACAACAUUUCAGAGAACAAACUGUCUAUUGAAAUCUUCCUCUUUCCUGGAUCAUGUACCAGGACUACUCCGGGAACUACGACACCUCGUCCCGCGGCAGCAGCACCUCUCCGGCCCAGCCAGAGUCUUUUACAAGCGGCAGCAGCACGAUCGGAAGUCCGAUCCCUACCUCAAGCUACCAGAAGUACAGGGUCGAUAUGCCCGGCUCCAGCAGUGCCUUCAUCCCCACCAUCAAUGCAAUCACAACCAGCCAAGACCUACAGUGGAUGGUGCAGCCUACUGUCAUCACCUCCAUGUCCAACCCUUACUCCCGUUCCCACCCGUAUGGGCAUCACCUGAGCAACGGGCCGGGACUUCUGGGGCACAACACGCUCUCUCGACCUGGGGUCAUCCGCUCUAUUGGGGACGCCAGGGGCCGACGCAAGAGGGAUGAGCAGCUCACCCCAGAGGAAGAGGAAAAAAGGAGGGUGAGGCGUGAGAGGAAUAAGUUAGCCGCAGCCAAAUGCCGCAACCGCAGGCGAGAGCUCACAGAGAUGCUACAGGGGGAGACUGAGAAGCUGGAGGAGGCGAAAGCAGACCUCCAGAAGGAGAUUGAGAGCCUGCAGAAGGAAAAAGACAAGCUGGAGUUCAUGCUGGUUGCCCACAAUCCCAUGUGCAAGUUGCCCAUUGAUGAGCGCCACCAGCCAUCAGGGCAGCAGCAGUGCGCUCCUCUCCCACUGACCAUGCGCCCCAACAUGGGCACCCGGUCUCAGACGAACCAAGUAGUUGUGAAGCAAGAGCCGGAGGAUGACGAGGAGGACAUGGGCAAGCCUCAGCGCUCUGUCAUCAAGCCCAUCUGCCUGGGUGGUGGCAGUGUCAGCGGUGGGAUAUACUGCACAGAUGGAGACAGCCUGAACACGCCAGUGGUGGCCGCAUCCACCCCAGCUGCCACGCCCAAUGCCCCAAACCUUAUAUUCACCUACCCCAACAUGCUGGAGCCUGAGAGCCCCUCACCCUCCUCAGAGUCCUGCUCCAAGGCCCACCGGCGCAGCAGCAGCGGCGGCGACCAGUCCUCAGACUCCCUCAACUCCCCAACCCUCCUGGCCCUCUGAGCGGGGGUUUGGCUCAGCACGGCUGAGAAACAAACACUGUGGCUGAAGGCAAGCCUGAGGAUCAACUGCGUGUUCCCACCUCCACCCUCUAGUGUCUUUUAAAGACCCAAGAGCACAUUCAAGUCCAGACCAAGCUGACCAUGUGAGCCGUUUCCCCUCCACAGGGAAACCCACAAGGGCUAUGCCAUGUGUUUCCUCUUGUUCUGCUUCAGUGUGAAAUUUUUUAUUUGUAAAAGUGUGUGCACCAAUCCUAAAACCAAGUGUCAUCCCUUCACCAUUUCAACUCCAGAGUGUCAACUUGUUUACGGAGCAGACUAUUCUGAAGAAAGACAUGCCUAAAUGUGGCAAUUGUGAGUUGAUGUGACUAAACUAGAGGGUGCAUUCUUAAUUUUUUUUGAAAAUGUUUAAAAAGCCAUGUGGCUGACAUUGCACUCUGCCAAGACGAAUCAAUAAAUCACUAAACGAGGUCAGCCUUCUACUGGAAUUUUUCAGGAGAGACAGAGACCAUGAGCAAAGACUUCCUCUCGACCUUUUUUCCAUUUAGAUUUGUCCUUUCAUAACUUGGACCUUGAUUCAGGAACCUCUACUCAAGUGUGUGCAAAUUUCUGAUGUUAUUUCCAUCUCUUUAAUUGUAUUUAUGGCCUGUGCUGAUUAAAUUUUACAAAGUGUUUUGAGACAUUGUCCUCUCCUUAAUCUGCCUGUAGAAAAGCAAACAGGUCACCCACGGGGUGGCUGACGCACUUCUCAGUGUUGCAAAGGAUAUGAGCCAACUUUCAAUCAAUAACUAGUUCCUCAGUACUCUAUACCUUCUAUUUUGCCAUAGCGGUUUGACUUUACAGUAGUGUCGGUGUGCUUUUCCUCAGUGAUUCUGUACCUGAAUUUUACAACCUGUUUAUGACUCUGUGUAUGUGAUUUACAUUGAUGUCAGGGAUAUCACUCAUGUAGUAGAACCCCAUGGUGAAGAGCAUUGCAGGACUGCAGGCUGUUGAAUGGUCUAGUCAGAGUGUUGCAGAGGUGGUAGUAUAGAAGAAAACACCUCGUCACUUCAUUGUGUCUCAUGCAGAAAGGGUUGUCUUUUCACUCAGACAUCAAAGUUUGAACAAAACCCUCCUCCACUGGAUUCUGUACUUCUUUGUUUAUCACAUUCUCUAAAUAAAGGUCUUACCUUUUUUCAACACUGCCUCUUAGGGCAGGUCAGGUUUCAAAAAGCCAAAAAGGUUUGUAUGACACAUGUAAUCCUGUGAUUUGUACGUCUUUGUCAAAAUGGAGGGAUUUUGCUCAAAUUGGAUAAAGCCACUGUGGUCUAGACUAUCACCAGCUGCCAAUGUUGUCAACAGUGUCUGUAAAUCUGUCACGUUUAGUAAAGAAAUUAUGUUUAAAUUCAA